Messenger RNA from Oppia nitens, 1891 nucleotides. It is a transcript of the gene Pfrx, whose product is annotated as 6-phosphofructo-2-kinase/fructose-2,6-bisphosphatase 1-like. Gene Ontology annotation, biological process: fructose metabolic process; fructose 2,6-bisphosphate metabolic process. The transcript has 7 exons. The record is from RefSeq and is a predicted model, not a curated record. Lineage: Eukaryota; Metazoa; Arthropoda; Arachnida; Sarcoptiformes; Oppiidae. The coding region runs from base 362 to 1891 and encodes 509 amino acids. Gene Ontology annotation, molecular function: 6-phosphofructo-2-kinase activity; fructose-2,6-bisphosphate 2-phosphatase activity; ATP binding. Gene Ontology annotation, cellular component: cytosol.
UGGUUUAUAUUGAAGGUCACCGACAAUGUUGUCGCCUUUCACACAGACAUUGAAAAAAUAAAAUAUUAUCCUAUUUUCUGACAUCAAUUGUAUAUAAGGAGAGUGUUAUGUGUGUGGAUGUGGUGUUUGAAAAUAACAAAUAAUUAAAUAUCAAAUAUAAUUAUAUUUUUAUAUAUCAUAUAAUUGUUAUAUUAUUAUUAUUAUUAGUAAAAAAUUGUUAUAUAAUUUUCAAUUUUUGGGUGAAAAAAAAGUACAACAAUAUUAUUCUGCAUAUCAAUUGAAAUAACAACCAACAAAAAUAUUGGCUAUUAAUUUGAAUUUUAUUUUUUAAAAAAAUUUAAUUUUUGUUAAAAAUAAAAUCAUGACUAAAGAGGACGGACCUAAUCGUAAGAUAUCCCAGAAUAACGGCGCCAAACCAUUUCCUAUUAGAGGUGACCGGACGACAACCUACGUAAACAUUCCCCAUGUAAUAGCAAUGGUCGGACUGCCCGCCCGGGGCAAGACAUAUAUUGCCAAAAAACUGACCCGCUAUCUGAAUUGGAUUGGCAUCAAUACCCGGGUGUUCAAUGUCGGCGAAUAUCGACGACUGGCCACAAAAGCCUAUCGUAAUCAUGACUUUUUCCGACCCGACAAUAAAGAUGCACAGCUUAUCCGAAAUAAAUGUGCUAUCGAUGCACUGGCCGACAUGUGCUCCUGGCUGGAGGAAGGAACCGGUGAAGUGGCCGUCUAUGACGCCACUAAUACCACUUACGAGAGACGACAGAUGAUCUACGAUACGGUUGUCGAUAAAUAUGGUUACAAAUUGUUUUUUGUCGAAUCAUUCUGUAACGACCCGAGCAUUAUUGAGGCCAACAUUCGGGAGGUAAAAAUCCAUAGUCCCGACUACCGGGAUGUCAACAAUGACGACGCACUGAUGGAUUUUAUCAAACGUAUUGAACACUACGAGAUGGCCUAUCAGCCACUGGACGAAGAAAAAGAAAAACAAUUGUCGUUUAUGAAGAUAUAUAACGCCGGCGAAAAAGUUAUUGUCCAUCGACACGAAGGACACAUCCAGAGUCGAGUGGUCUACUAUUUGAUGAACAUUCACAUCACUCCCCGUUCAAUCUACUUGACCCGUCACGGCGAAAGUGUCUACAAUCUAUUGGGUCGUAUUGGCGGCGAUGCCGAACUAUCCGAGCGUGGCUGGGAAUAUGCCAAAGCUCUGGCCAAAUAUAUAUCCGAACAACAGAUCCCAAGACUACGUGUCUGGACAUCGCAGUUGAGACGUACGGCACAGACAUCCGAAUCGAUUAAAGCACCGCAAGAACGAUGGAAAGCCUUGAAUGAAAUCGAUGCCGGAAUUUGCGAAGAGAUGACCUACGAGGAGAUCCAGAAUAAAUAUCCGGAUGAGUUUGCCCUGAGAGACCAGGAUAAGUUUCACUAUAGAUAUCCUAAAGGAGAGUCCUAUGAAGAUCUAGUGGCCCGACUGGAACCGGUAAUCAUGGAACUGGAGCGCCAGGAGAACGUACUGGUUGUCGGACAUCAGGCAGUCCUCCGGUGUCUAUUGGCCUACUUUCUCGACAAGAGCUCAGACCAAUUGCCCUACCUAAAAGUACCGCUCCAUACAAUAAUAAAGUUGACUCCCGUUGCCUACGGGUGCCAAGUCGAUGAAAUACGUAUACCCAUCGAUGCGGUCAACACACACCGUGACAAACCAUUGGGUAUUAUAAAUUCAGAGUCAACUCUCUAUGAAAGCGAAAUUAGGAGAAAUAAUUUAAAUAAACUCAAUAAUAAUGGCAAUAAUAAUAAUAAUAAUAAUAAGCUAAUUAACUCCCGAUUCGGUAGACAAUCGCUGACCAAAUUGUCACUUAAGGAACUAAUUUUCAAUGAAGAUGUCUAUUACGAGUAUUAA